Molecule: messenger RNA, 2202 nt
Organism: Lodderomyces pseudojiufengensis
Lineage: Eukaryota; Fungi; Ascomycota; Pichiomycetes; Serinales; Debaryomycetaceae
Gene: GAT1
Product: Gat1p
Exons: 1
Coding region: 1-2202 (733 amino acids)
Biological process (GO): positive regulation of transcription by RNA polymerase II; negative regulation of transcription by RNA polymerase II
Molecular function (GO): DNA-binding transcription factor activity, RNA polymerase II-specific; RNA polymerase II cis-regulatory region sequence-specific DNA binding; zinc ion binding
Source: RefSeq, a predicted model, not a curated record
AUGAAUAUAAAUCAUCAUUCACCUGGGUUGUCAGGUAAUACUAAUCAUCCACAUCUUAUACAUCAUCACCAUCAUCAUCACUAUAAUAAUGCCAAUAACACAUCACAUUCAUCCCCCAUAUAUUUAAAUUCACCAUCGUCAUUAAGUUCAAGUUAUCCUAAUAACGGUGUAUUUCAAAAUCACAAUCAACAGCCGGGACAACAUCAACCUCAUCCAUUUGAUAAUAGAAGUCAAACACCAUCAAACAAUCCCAAUUCACAACAUAAAUUUAAAUUUAAUCUUAAUAAAGAAUCUGAUUCAAAUAUAAAAUUAAAUCAUCUUUUAACAAAAGAAUCUAAUAAUAUUGAAAAUUUAUGGAAAUUGUAUAAUAAAGCAAGAGAUUCUUUACCCUAUAAAUCAAGAAUGGAAAAUUUAACAUGGAGAAUGAUGUAUUUAACGAAUAAUAAUUUAACAAAUGUAACAACAAAUAAUAAUAAUGAAAUUUCACUGAUUGAAGAAGUAGAUAAUAAGUUCUUUACGCCACAUAAUUUUCAACCACAACAAUUCAAUAAAAUUAAUUCACAACAACAAUCUUCUUCUUUUCAAAACUCAAUAGAAGAACAAACUUUGCGUAAUAAACGUCAACAAGCUCAACAACAUCAUCAACAUAUUCAAAAUCAAUAUAAUCAAAACCACCAAAAACAACAACAGCAGCCGAAUAGUUUAAAUUACGAACAAAUCGACCCUGGGGCAGAUGAUUUCGAUUAUGUUGCACAUAUAAAAAAAAUUGGAUCAACAAAUUUGAUGGAUUCAAAUAACGAAUUUAAUAGUUUAGAUGAAGAAGAAUUUGGUAAUCAUCAGAAUCUGAAUCUGAAUCUGAAUGGAAUGACAUCUAUAACAAAUAUACCAAAAAAGAGACCAGCACAAUUUUCACCAACUGCAAGACCAAUGUCACAAUUAUCUCAUCAAUUAAAUGAAUUUAAUAAAUUUAAUAGUCAAAGUCCAAAUCUUCAUACUCCUCAAAAUCCUCAACAUCAUCAAUUUCAACCUAAUAAUUUCCAUGAUAUAGAUUUUCCACCUCAUUCAUCAUCAUUUGAAUUUUCAUUAGAUCCAUUAGCUUUUGAAGGUCCAAAUAAUAAUUUUAAUGAUUUACAUUUACAUUCUUCAUUUCAAGAUAGUAUAACAUCAUCAUUUGAAAAACCAAUAUUUGAUGAUUUUCAACAAACUCCAAUAAAUACUACUGCUCCAUCAUCUUUAUCAACUAUAAUACCAUCAAAUACUCAAUUUGUAAAUCAAAGAAAUUCAAUGACAACACCAACAAAUAUUUUAAGACAAGAAUCUUUAAUUUCAUUACCAGAAUUUAAUCAAAAUCAUCAUCCAAAUUCAAAUUUUCAUCCUUCAAGUUUAAAUUUUUCAAAUCAUCAAUUUUUAAAUGAUAAUUAUUUAGAUAGAUCAACUUCUCAAACUCCUAUUUCACAAAGUUUAAAUAAUCAGCAUAUCAAUAAUGAUCAUUUUAUAAAUCAACAAGAUUCUUCAUUUACUUUACCAAGUCAAGGUAUUGAACCUAUUGAAGAACCAAAAAAGAGAAAAUCAAAACAAACUAAAACAAAACUACCUAAAAAGAAUGUAACUCCAGAAGCAACAACCAACAACAAUAAUUCAUCUUCCUUAUCAUCACUAUCAAAUAAUAAUAAUAAUACAAAUUCAACAACAUCAUGUACAAAUUGUCAUACAAAAACAACACCAUUAUGGAGAAGAAAUCCAGAAGGUCAACCGUUAUGUAAUGCAUGUGGAUUAUUUUUGAAAUUACAUGGAGUUGUUCGUCCAUUAAGUUUAAAAACUGAUGUUAUAAAAAAGAGACAAAGAGGUAAAAAUUCAAUUGAAGAUGGUGAUGAUUUAAAUCCAACUUCGAUAAAUGAUAAUAAAAAAUCAACGACCACUAAUACAACUACAGCUACACCAACUUCUAAUGCAACAACUAAUGGAGGAAUUACAAAAAGUAGAAGACCAAGUUUUAAAAGAAAUAAAAGUAAAACUAAAGUAAGUGAAUCAUUAGGUGCAAAUUUUUUACAAAAUUUAAAUGGGAUUAGUAAUAAUAAUAAUAAUACAACAAAUGUUAUAAAUUCAAAUAUUGGUGGAAUAUCAGUUAACAAUAAUAUUAAAAUAAAGGUUGAAAAUACUGAGGAAAUUACAAGUAAUGAAUAUGAUUGGUUGAAUUAUUAA